This is a messenger RNA of Lodderomyces jiufengensis, 1215 nucleotides long. RefSeq lists its product as uncharacterized. Gene Ontology annotation, cellular component: nucleus; Cdc73/Paf1 complex. Gene Ontology annotation, molecular function: RNA polymerase II C-terminal domain phosphoserine binding. The transcript has a single exon. The record is from RefSeq and is a predicted model, not a curated record. Lineage: Eukaryota; Fungi; Ascomycota; Pichiomycetes; Serinales; Debaryomycetaceae. Gene Ontology annotation, biological process: positive regulation of transcription elongation by RNA polymerase II; transcription elongation by RNA polymerase II. The coding region runs from base 1 to 1215 and encodes 404 amino acids.
AUGUCUGAUCAAGAGAAUGAGUCGAUUGAUGAAGCAGUAAAUGAAUCAUCAAAUGAAUUGAAAGAGGAAUUAGAUGACUUAUUUGGGGAUGAAGGAGAGGAAGAAGAAGAAGAAGGAGUUAUUGAAAAUGAUGAAAUAAAAAGUGAAACUGAAGAUAUACAAUCCCAAUCACAAUCGAUACGAAAUAAUUAUUCACCAGAUGAAGACGAAGAAGAGGAAGAAGAAACUGAAAAGAAAGUACUUGAUAUAUCGUUACCACGUCAUGCAAUAUCCAUGAUAUCAGAAAAUACUCAAAUAUUAAAAACUCCAAUGCAUUUAAAUAUAGCACCACAUCCAUUUGAUCCAAAUGCAUUUAAAGAGAAUAUAGAGGAUAAACAAUCACAAAGAAUAGAACAAGGAUUAAAUUCAAAACAAAUAUAUCAUGAAAAGUUAGCAGAAAAAUUAAUAAAUGAAUCAACAAUUAGAUGGAGAUAUCAUAAUUCAGGAGAAGAUGAAAUUAUUAAACAAUCGAAUGCUCAUUUUAUUCAAUGGGAUGAUGGAAGUGUGAGUUUAAAAAUUGGGAGUGAAAUGUUUGAUGUUAAAACUUUGCCCAUUACAGAUAAUUAUUUAGUCAAAUCUUAUGAAAAUGCAGAAAUUUUACAAUCAGAUUCAAUAAUUGAUAAGAUUAUAAAUUUAUUUCCAGCAUCAAAUGAUUCAAUACAUAAAAAAUUAACACAAGUUAUAAAAAAUAUGCAUUUUAAAGAUAAAAUUCUAAACACUACAACAGAAGAUGAUCCAUUAAAACAACAAAGAAUAGCUGAUGAAAAUGAAAAGAAAAAAUUGAAAAUGAGAAGACAAAUGGAAAACAAAAGAAGAAUUGAAGAAGAAAAAUGGGAAAGAGGUGAAAGUCCAAGUAUUAAAGAAAGUUCAUACAAAAGAUUUGCAAGAACUUAUGAAGAUGAUGAUGAAGAUGGUGAAGAUCAAGGAGAAUAUGAUGAAGAAGAUGAUUUUAUUGCAGGUGAUGAAGAAGAAGUUGAACAAUAUGAUGAUGAAGAAGAAGAAGAAGAAGCACAAAAAGAAGAGGACGAUGAUGAGAAAUUAAAAGCAAACGCUGAAAGAUUAAGAAAAUUAAAAGAAGAUGGUGCUGCUAAAUAUAGAGAAAAAUCUGCAUCUGUUGAAGAAAAUGAAACUAGAAAAAGAAAAAGAAUUAUUGAAAGUGAUGAAGAAGAUGAAUAA